GAGAGAGAGAGAGAAAGAGAGAGGUGGGAUGUCUCCUCCGAGCUGAAUAGUUAAAUAGGAUUGUUGUUUUGCUUGACCUUUAUACUCCGUUUGGUGGUUUUUGCCGGGCCAGACAACCUACCAGUUGUUGCGGCUCUUUCAAGAGAGAGAAAUUCCUUUUAUACACACUCAAACACACACACAGAUGACCCUCUGCUGUGCUAAUGGGAUCUCACUCUCGCCUUCCUACCUGAAUCACUACCGCCAUUACUUCCUCCGAUACCUUUGAUUCAGUCACUCACUCCUUUAUUUUGUCUCUUACAGGACUCUUGAUUUCUAGUUUGAUCUUGUAAUAGUUGUCUUCACAAUUUGCUUCUGUCCACCUGAGAUUCUUUGAGCUAAUUGAUGGGUUCUAGAUUCCCAUCUCAUCAACUUAGCAAUGGCCUCUUCGUCUCGGGGAGGCCAGAGCAGCACAAAGAAAAGACUCCGACGAUGAGUUCGGUGGCAAUGCCCUACACCGGUGGCAAUAUUAAGAAGUCUGGAGAAUUGGGAAAAAUGUUUGAUAUUCCUACGGAUGGCUCGAAGUCUAGGAAGUCUGGACCUCUCAAUGUUGCUCCUACAAGGACUGGAUCGUUUAGUGGUGCAACUCAUUCAGGACCAAUUAUGCCAAAUGCAGCCCCUCGGGCGGGUUAUACCACCUCUGGUCCUAUUUCUUCUGGCAUGAUGACUAGUUCAACCUCGUUCAAGAAGUCGACUUCUGGGCCACUAAACAAACAUGGGGAGCCUGUAAAGAAAGUAUCUGGCCCUCAAUCAGGCGGAGUGACACGCCAAAAUUCUGGACCUAUUCCUUCAGUUCUUCCUGCUACUGGACUCAUAACAUCUGGUCCCAUUUCUUCUGGUCCAUUAAACUCAUCUGGGGCACCUAAAAAAAUGUCUGGUCCUUUGGAAUCAAUGGGUUCAAUGAAAAUAAAUGGCCCUUCGAUAGCACAAAAUCCGGCUGUGACUACCCUUAGCCCAGAUGAUGAAUAUUCUUUUGGAAAGAGCUUCCCAAAAUUAAUAUUGUGGUCUGUGAUUCUCAUAUUUGUCAUGGGGCUAAUUGCUGGUAGUUUUAUUCUUGCUGCAGUUCACAAUCCUGUUCUUCUCAUUGUUGUAAUUCUACUCUUUGGAGUAGUUGUUGCAAUAUUUACUUGGAACAGCUGUUACGGAAAGAGAGCUCUUAUCGGUUUCAUUUCUCAGAAUCCUGAUGCCGAACUUCGUACUGCAAAAAACGGCCAAUAUGUCAAAGUUUCUGGGGUUGUUACAUGUGGCAAUGUGCCUCUCGAGUCAUCCUUCCGUAAGGUUCCUAGAUGUGUCUAUACAUCUACAAAUUUAUAUGAGUAUCGAGGGUGGGGUUCGAAACCUGCAAAUCCUGGUCAUCGCCGAUUCACAUGGGGACUGAGAUCAUCGGAGAGACACGUGGUCGACUUUUACAUCUCGGAUUUUCAGUCCGGAUUGAGAGCCUUGGUUAAGACUGGUUAUGGUGCUAGGGUGACUCCAUAUGUUGAUGACUCUUUUGUUGUUGAUGUUAAUCCAUCAAACAAAGACUUAUCUCCAGAGUUCGUUCGAUGGCUCGGAAGGAGGAAUCUUUCAAGCGAUGAUCGUGUAAUGCGGUUACAAGAAGGGUACAUAAAGGAGGGUAGCACGGUUAGCGUGAUGGGAGUUGUUCAGAGAAACGAUAACGUGCUUAUGAUCGUCCCCCCACCCGAACCGUUAACCACGGGAUGCCAGUGGGGCAAGUUCAUUUUUCCAGCUAGCCUUGACGGUAUCGUCCUCAGAUGCGAGGACUCGUCAAAAGUCGAUGUCAUUCCUGUGUAGUGAUAUGUGCAUAAGAAACUUGUUGAGGUAAUUACGGUUUCUUGAACAAUAUUUUGAUGGUGUUGGUGCAUCCACUGAACAACCAAAGAGGACAUUAGGCAUUUUUUUUUGUGCUCCCCACUUCUCUUGGCUUGAUGUAUAGUUUGUAUUCAUAUUCCCUUUAUAUCUUCUUAGAGCUUGAAAUUACAUUGUUGGGUUUGUUUUUGUAUGAAGAAGAAACACAUUGAAUCUUGAGCUGACUGACUGGUAGUCUUAUGUGAAGAAAUGCAAUUAUUUGUGCCAUGCCAA
Cucurbita maxima (winter squash) is the source of this 2121-nucleotide messenger RNA. RefSeq lists its product as uncharacterized. Bases 385 to 1833 code for a protein of 482 amino acids. Lineage: Eukaryota; Viridiplantae; Streptophyta; Magnoliopsida; Cucurbitales; Cucurbitaceae. The transcript is spliced from 5 exons. The record is from RefSeq and is a predicted model, not a curated record.